AUGGCUGAAGCAAGGUGCUGCUUCAAACUCAUCGGUGCAAUUGUGGUGGUGCUUUUACUAAACAUGAACAGUCCUUGCAUUGGAUGUAGCGAGAGGGACAGGCAAGCACUCCUUGCACUCAAACAAGGCCUCGUGGGUGACGACGGCGAUCGCCUCCUGUCAUGGGGAAGAGAAGCCCAAAACAGAAAUUGUUGCCAAUGGGAAGGAGUCUACUGUAGCAGCAACCAAACUGGCCAUGUUGUUAAGCUUGAUCUUGAAGACCAAUCUUUGAGAGGUAAGAUUAGUCCUGAACUCGUGAAGUUGCAACAUUUGGAAUAUUUGAACCUUCGUUUCAAUAAUUUGAGUCAGAGCCAAAUUCCAGAUUUCAUUGGAUCUCUGAGCAAUUUAAGACACCUCGACCUCUCUUCUGCUAAUUUUGGAGGUCAAAUUCCAAACCAACUUGGAAACCUUACACACUUGCAAUAUCUCGAUCUCAGCUCUCAUUAUUAUUCUGUUAUACGCCCUAGGAACUCUAUUCAUGCACAAAACCUCAAUUGGCUCCCUAAUCUUUCAGGUCUGGAACACUUGGACCUAAGUCACACUAAUCUCAGUGAUGUUGUUGGUUGGCUGGAAGCAGUUAGUGUGCUUCCUAAACUAACAAACUUGAUAUUAGAUGGGUGUAAUCUUCCUCCUCCAAUUAUAUCCUCUGUUUCUCUCAUGAAUUCUUCUAACUCUCUUGUUCAUGUUGAUCUCUUCCGCAACAAUCUCAACGCUUCAAUUUUCCAAUGGUUGUCCGGUACUCAUACCAACCUUGUUUAUCUUGAUCUCUCUUGGAACAAUUUCAGAGGUUCCUCAAUUCCUGCAUCUUUUGGAAACAUGAGCUCUCUUGAAUAUCUUAUUCUCCAGUGUAGCAAACUUGAAGGAGGGUUCCCGAAUUCCUUUGCCAAGCUAUGUAGGCUGCGACGCUUGGAUCUUUAUGGAAAUAGGCUUAGUGGACAACUUACAAACUUUGUUGAAAUAUUGUCGGAAUGCGUUCAAAACACAUUAGAGCAUUUGGAUAUCUCUUACAAUAAGGACAUUGUGGGUUCAUUGCCUGAUCUUACGAACUUCUUAUCAUUGAAACACUUGAAUCUCGAGGCCAUAACUUAA
This is a messenger RNA of Prunus armeniaca (apricot), 1128 nucleotides long. Lineage: Eukaryota; Viridiplantae; Streptophyta; Magnoliopsida; Rosales; Rosaceae. The record is from the annotation of a GenBank genome assembly.